UGAUGUGUUCACUCGUUAGGCGGCGCAACUCCACGCUCACUUUUACUCUGUCGGAGGCACAGUAGUGAGUGCAGGAAGGGGGCAGGGUUGACGCUUUUCCUUUGCCUGUAGACCGUCACAAUUUGCUGAAUCACACAAACUCUUCCGCAUCGUCAAAACUUUGAAGACAUAUCGCAUUGGAUUCAGUCCGUGGACUCACACCGCGACAUUUCUUCCACCGCGAGACAGAGAAGGGAAGGUGUCCCAAUCCGCGCAACUCCUCUUCCUGGCGAGAAGAGCUUUCUUUUUCACUUCUGCCUUCUGUCACCUACGGGACCACCGCUCGACACAAGCCUUUAAAAGUUUGCCUUUGGUGUGAAUGUGCUGGACUCGUCUGAGAAAUGAAGCUCAGCAGACAGUUUACAGUUUUUGGCAGUGCCAUAUUCUGUGUGGUGGUAUUUUCCUUGUACCUGAUGUUGGAUCAUAUUGAUCACAGCAAAAAUCCGAACGGAGAGAGGAUUCAGAACGGACAGAUUGGUAUUCUGCAGGACAAAAUAGACCACUUAGAGAGACUGCUUGCGGAGAACAAUGAGAUCAUCGGCAACAUAAGAGACUCUGUAAUUAACCUGAGGGAAACUGUGAAAGAUGGGAAGAUGUUUCCUGAAGCGAACAUGAGUCAGGGGAAUUUGGAAUUGCUGCCCCCUGCUCCUGCGCUGCUCCCCAUCCUCUCAGAUGACUGCCAGUUUGCUGGACGGACCUACUCUAAAGCAGCAGAUGGAGUACAGAUGCUGGAUGUUUAUGAUUUGCUCCGCUUUGAUAACCCUGAUGGCGGGGUGUGGAAACAAGGCUUUGAUAUCUCUUAUCAGGAGAAUGAAUGGGACAAUGAGCCACUCCAAGUCUUCGUUGUGCCCCAUUCUCACAAUGACCCUUGAGUCACAGCGUUUGUUGACCAUUGCC
Messenger RNA from Danio rerio (zebrafish), 936 nucleotides. It is a transcript of the gene man2a1, whose product is annotated as mannosidase, alpha, class 2A, member 1. Gene Ontology annotation, biological process: carbohydrate metabolic process; mannose metabolic process. Gene Ontology annotation, cellular component: Golgi membrane. The record is from RefSeq and is marked validated. Lineage: Eukaryota; Metazoa; Chordata; Actinopteri; Cypriniformes; Danionidae. Gene Ontology annotation, molecular function: alpha-mannosidase activity; carbohydrate binding; mannosidase activity.